This is a messenger RNA of Clonostachys byssicola, 1479 nucleotides long. Lineage: Eukaryota; Fungi; Ascomycota; Sordariomycetes; Hypocreales; Bionectriaceae. The record is from the annotation of a GenBank genome assembly.
AUGGCCAGUGGUCACCAGGGCUCCUCAUUUCGUCUUCUUUUUUCCCUUGUACCUGAUGAUAACAUGAACGAAAAACGGUCUUCUCACCAGGCCAAUUUUGAUUCCGCAUUUAAAAUCGGACUCGACCAAUCGCGGAAGGGGCGCACUACGUUAGCCACGAUUGGACGCGAUGUCAACUGCGACUUCGUGAUCAGUGACCCCGCCGUCUCAAGACUACAGUGCUCCUUUGAAAUAAAUCCAGCCAACGGCCUCAUAUCUCUGAUUGACAGGUCUCGGCUCGGUACUACCGAUGUCGGUGGCGAAAAGAGCAUUGGGUUCCCUCGCACCGCGCAAAGACAAGUCGUUGUACUCCCUGGCUUUAACGAUAAGCUGUUUUUGUGUGGCAAACAGGGAUACAGAUACUUUAUUCAAUGGAAGAUGGACGCAGCGAUGCAGUCGCGAGCAAUGUCCAGGCUUUGCACCCCAGGUGCUGAACCCCAGGAAAUGACAUGGCAAGCCAUUGAAACGAUUAAAACAAACAAGUGUGGAACUGUCUCCCGCGCUGCUAAUGGCUUCACUGGUGGCCUGAUUGCUGUCAAAAAGAUCGAUGCAACAAAACUUGGCAGAAGCAGAACUUCUUUGCUGCAGCUUGAGAAGAAUGUGGAAUCUUUGCGGAAUAUAUCGCAUGAUCAUAUCGUUAGCAUCAUCACCUCGACCGGUUGGUGUGAUAAUACCCUUGAGAUUGCCAUGGAACUCAAAGAUGGCAGCCUCCAGUCACUGGUUGAUUCAUGGGUAGACAGGAAAAUGCGUCCCUCUGCCAUUCAUGCCUUGGGUCUGAAGGCUUUGUAUCACUCUCUUCUGGGUUUGAAAUGGCUACACGAUCGCAAAUUCGCCCAUGGCUCCAUUGCGCGGGAUGGCAACCCCAACUCUAUUCACAAUUUCGACUUCGUACUUGCGGACUUUGGCCUUAGCACUGCCGAUCCGAAGGACGAGUACAACAGAAUCUUUCUUGCCCCAGAGCGCCAUUACUCCGAUAGAAAAGCUAGCAGAAAGUCUGACAUUUGGUCUCUUUAUGUCACGAUGUUAAUGGUUCUGCAAGUCGACGAUGACUUCGCUUUCAACAUCAGAUCCUACGACAUGGACAUAGGCCAACAUUUCGAUAACGUCGUCCAGGCUGCGAGGAGUACCACGGGGAGUCUGCAGAACCUCCACGUCAUGGCAAGGAAGAACCCAGAGGAGCGGUGGUCUGCAAACGAAGUUCUUGAACACUUCUUUAAACACGGCCACUGGCUCGACCGUCCCUUGCCACCCCCAGACCUGCUUCCUCGUGAUAGGAGGCAGUACGGCCCGAGUUCCUACAAAGCCCCGAGAAGGGGCCUCACAAGACAGUCAACGAUGGAAAGGCUGAAGCAGACUGGGGACAAUAUUCUGCGGCGCAUCACAGGUGAAAUCUCUGAUGCCGCCGGGAGAAGGGGAAUGACUUUCAGAGGGCAUGAUUAA